AACCAAUGGUUGACCAUCUCCGGGCAGGCCUACUACUCGGUAGUACUGUAUCAGGCGUGAUAGCGUCCGAUCGAGUCCACCACUUCCUCCCUUUGUGCAUGGGGUUGUCAGAUGAACGGAAAUUUGAACAUCUAUUUUGCGCUUUUAGGCGUCAUGAUAAAAGGUUCCGCCUGCCCACGGAUGAAACCUUGUGCUCUCUCUUUUUGCCGCUCUUUUACGAUUUCUCCUUGAACUUCUGUCCCUGCGAGAUUCCUGUUCGUCAUCGAACACGAUAAUUUAAAGAACAUCAAGACGAUAUGUAUCUCUCAACCUUUGUCCUCGCGGCUCUCGCGACCCUUACUGCGGCCCAGAACCCUUUCAACAUGGACCCAAUGCCCUCCAGCAUCAAGGUCGGGACUCCCUUCAACAUCACCUGGAUGCCUUCUACCGGUACAGUCGAUACCGUGACGCUGCUCCUCCGCCAAGGCGAUCCCAAUGCAUUGAAGACAGUUGAGACCAUUGCCGAGAAUAUCCAAAACACCGGCUCUUACCUCUGGACCCCAAGCGCCCAACUCGUCAACGGCCCUCAGUACGCCUUCGAGAUCAUCGACAACGGAAACAAAUACAUUGACAACUACUCUGGCCAAUUCUCCAUCGAUUCCCCAAACACCUCCUCCGCCCCCGCCGCCGCUAGCUCCACAUCCAGCAGCGCAAGCAGUGCCGCAACAUCCAGCAGUGCGAGCGCCAGCACAACCGACAGUUCCAGCACAUCAGCAAGCUCUAGCACAACCGCUAGCUCCAGCUCGAGCUCGAGCUCAAGCGCAUCCGGGUCCUCGAGCGUGAAGAGCACCCAGACGAAGGUCAACAGCAGCGCGAGCCAAACCAGCAGCGCAACAUCCACCUCAAGCAAGGAGACCAGCAGCAGCAGCAGCUCAGCGACCCCUAGCGCGACGGGCCACUCGGCCGCCACCAAGAUCAAGGUGUCCGGGGGACUCCUAGCGGUUGUGGGUGCGGGCAUGGCGCUCCUGUGAUGAAAGACGAAGAGCCCGCAAAGGCAAAUGGCGUUUUUCGUUACCCAAGAAUCAUCAUCAGCAUCGUCUGGGGAUCUGGGAGGUUUAGCAUCAAACAAGGUUUAGCGAGCAUGGGAUUGAGCGUUCGUUGUAUAUAUAAACCUAUAUUCUCUUUUAAUCGCUCUAAAUAUUUCGAGGUCACGACAGCCUUAUGUUAUUAUAUUAGAGAUCUAUACACGCUCUGGUUUCUGGGGUUUUGGGAAAGGGGUUUGCAGAAUACACAGGGUGGCUAUUUAUCUUCUACGUACCUUAUAUGUACAGUAGGCUCCAAUGCACUAGACAUUUGCAACCUUCU
This is a messenger RNA of Amorphotheca resinae ATCC 22711, 1344 nucleotides long. RefSeq lists its product as hypothetical. The record is from RefSeq and is a predicted model, not a curated record. Bases 297 to 1010 code for a protein of 237 amino acids. Lineage: Eukaryota; Fungi; Ascomycota; Leotiomycetes; Helotiales; Amorphothecaceae. The transcript is spliced from 2 exons.